Messenger RNA from Epinephelus fuscoguttatus (brown-marbled grouper), 1233 nucleotides. RefSeq names its product pyruvate dehydrogenase E1 component subunit alpha, somatic form, mitochondrial-like. Gene Ontology annotation, cellular component: intracellular membrane-bounded organelle. Lineage: Eukaryota; Metazoa; Chordata; Actinopteri; Perciformes; Serranidae. Bases 12 to 1121 code for a protein of 369 amino acids. The transcript has 11 exons. Gene Ontology annotation, molecular function: pyruvate dehydrogenase (acetyl-transferring) activity. The record is from RefSeq and is a predicted model, not a curated record. Gene Ontology annotation, biological process: pyruvate decarboxylation to acetyl-CoA.
GAUUAUUAGUGAUGUCAGUACCACCACAUGCUGACUUCACCACCUGGGCUACAUUUGAAAUAAAGAAAUGUGAUGUCCACAAGCUGGAUGAAGCUCCGGCCGCUCAGGUGGUUCUGACUCGUGAUGAGGGUCUGCAGUACUACAGCACCAUGCAGACUAUUAGAUGUUUAGAGCUGAAGGCUGGACAGCUGUUCAACCAGAGGAUUAUCAGAGGUGGCUGCCACUUGUACAAUGGCCAGGAAGCCUGUGCAGUUGGUAUUGAAGCAGCAAUUAACUUAACAGACCACCUGAUCACUGCAUAUCGUUGCCAUGGCUUCACUUACACCAGGGGUGGGUCCCUUAAGAAAAUUCUGGCUGAGCUUGCUGGCCGAGCAGCAGGUAUUUCAAAAGGACGAGGAGGGUCCAUGCACAUGUACACUAAAACCUUCUAUGGAGGAAAUGGUAUUGUUGGAUCACAGGUUCCCUUGGGUGCCGGUUUAGCUCUCGCUUGCAAGUAUCAGAACAAGAGCGAGCUGAGUGUUUGUGUCUAUGGUGAUGGUGCGGCCAAUCAGGGUCAGGUUUUUGAAACCUUUAAUAUGGCAGCACUUUGGAAGUUGCCCGUCAUUUUUGUCUGUGAGAACAACAGGUUUGCUAAAGGUACACCGAUGGAGCGAGCUUCUGCAAGCACAGACUUUUACAAGAGAGGAGACUUCAUUCCUGGUCUCAGGGUGGACGGGAUGGACAUUCUUUGUGUUCGUGAGGCGACCAGGUUUGCAGCUGAUCACUGUAAAUCGGGGAAGGGCCCCAUCCUACUGGAGCUUCAGACUUAUCGUUUUGCUGGACAUUUUGAGGGUGAUGCUCACUUAAGCUAUCGCUCACAGGAGGAGGUUGAUGAAGUUCGCAGAGAUCGUGAUCCUAUCUCCAUACUGAGGGACCACAUGCUCAGUAGCAACAUGACCAGUGUGGAGGAGCUUGAGGGGAUCGAUGUGGGAAUUAUUAAAGACGUUGAGGAAGCUGCAGAGUUUGCUGUUACAAGCCCUGAACCCCCACUGGAGGAGCUGUGCAACCACGUCUUCUGUAACAAUCCACCCUUGGAAAUGCGUGGCACAAACCCAUGGACCAAGCUGAAGUCUAGUAGCUAAAGUUUAUUAACUCCUUCUUACAUCCACUGCAUAAUUUUUUAAAGUAUACAACAGUUAAACACAGAUGUAUGGAUCAGAUAAUGUAUCCUAAACAACCCCACAAACUCAAUCA